Messenger RNA from Mya arenaria, 1592 nucleotides. RefSeq names its product hemicentin-2-like. The transcript is spliced from 9 exons. Gene Ontology annotation, biological process: cell-cell adhesion. Bases 1 to 1344 code for a protein of 447 amino acids. Gene Ontology annotation, cellular component: cell-cell junction. Gene Ontology annotation, molecular function: cell adhesion molecule binding. The record is from RefSeq and is a predicted model, not a curated record. NCBI's taxonomy places the organism in Eukaryota, Metazoa, Mollusca, Bivalvia, Myida, Myidae.
AUGGCGAUUAAGAUGGCCGCCAGUUUUUACCUGGCGUCAGCAAAUUUAAGUAAAUACACACGACUGGAAGGGGACAAUCUGCUCGUGAGAUGUAACGCGACAGAAUCAGAUGAUAUUGAAAUAUACUGGCAGAAAAAUGGAACAGAACACCAACCCUACCGUCAAAAUGGAACUGAUUUUAUUGUGUUCAACAUAAAGCGGGCGUUUUCGGGCCAAUACAUUUGUUACGCACUAAACACGACGUUUUAUCCGUAUUACAACGAAACCGGAGCUAACGUCACUGUUGACGUCAUUACGGUGGACGUCGAGUAUCCAGCAGAAGUAGACAGAUUCAGUAUUUUCCCAACAGUGGUGCAUGAAAACGAGACUUGGCUGAUAGAGUGCAACUUCCAAGGUAACCCUCGCCCCACGUGGUCCAUUUUCAACAGGGAUACGGGUGAAGGAAUGAUGUCUGCUAUUCAUGCUACUGCCGAUGUGACCCUGGGGCCAAAUAAAGCCAGAUGUGAAAGUAUGGGGCACUGGACAUGUACUGGACACAACAGACUGUCCCAUCACAAAAAUGCAACUGGAGAGGGGAUGUUAACCGUUUAUUGUUCUCCGCGACCACAAUGGGCUCAAGUUUACAUCGAACAAGGUGAAAAGGGAAAACCUGCCAGACUGGAAAUGAACUUCACUGCCUAUCCUGUACCAAAGAUAACGUGGUCGAGGGACGACGGCAGGCCGGUUCUAGCUCAGAUAGACACAUGGAAGAACAGAACUAUCAUGUUUUGGGAUAAAUUGAAUCCGGUUAAAGUUAGUGAUUUUGGGAAUUACACACUCACUAUGACCAACGAGUACGGCACAUAUACAUCUCACUAUCAACUUAAGGCUAACGGAUACCCGGAAACGCCAACUAACGUCAGUAUUUCUGACGUCACCUACGAUAGCGUCACAAUCACAUGGACGUCCGGGUUUGACAUGGGGUCCAGACAGCAUUUUAUCGUCAUGAAGAUGUUCGAUGGCCAUGCAUUUUCCUCGCUUUCAGGAUGGAUCGAGGACAACUCUACCACUCAUGGCAUCAAUCAAACAUGGUCUUAUCAGCUUACAGGGCUUGAUAGCGAUACCUUCUACAAUAUAUCUAUGGUUGCAGAGAAUAGGGAAUUUAUGUCCGGAUUCUCAAAGCCCUUUAUUACAUUUUGGACGAAAGCGGCGCCUCCGAUGCCAGAAGAUUACACACUAUCAAGUUCCUCACUUGCUAUCGUGGUAGGAGCGUCUCUUGGGGCCCUUGCGUUCCUAGGAACAUUGGCAUACCUCGUGUACUUCUUCAAGUGGAGGAAAAUGAGAAUACAUUAUGUGAAGAAGUAAUCUAAUUCAGAUAUCAAGCUACAUUUCGGGAUAGUGCAAUAACCUUUCUUUCCGCCUCAAGAUGUUAAACUGUGUACUGUUCGUUUGAUAUCUCCACGAUAAUGUGUGAGAUUGUGUAAAUGUUGAAACAACCCCCUCCGUGUGCAGGCUAAGCGAAUACAGCACAUAUACUUUACAAAUUAGACUUUUUGGUGUAUACAGCACGAUCUUAAAGUAUAUUCGAACUCUGACAACGGAUGUCUGUCAGA